CCGCGCUCAGUUCCCGGCCCCGCGCGCUCAGUUCCCGGCCAUGGUGCAGGCCUGGUACAUGGACGAUGCGGCCGACGACCCGCGGCGGCCGCACCGCGCCGAGCCCGCGCGCCCUGUUGGCCUGGAGCAGCUGCGCCGGCUCGGGGUCCUUUACUGGAAGCUGGAUGCGGACAAAUACGAGAACGAUCCGGAAUUAGAGAAGAUCCGGAAAGAGAGAGACUACUCCUGGAUGGACAUCAUCACCAUAAGCAAAGACCAACUGCCGAACUACGAGGAAAAGAUCAAGAUGUUCUUUGAGGAACACUUACACCUGGAUGAGGAGAUCCGCUACAUCUUGGACGGCAGCGGGUACUUUGACGUGCGGGACCAGGAGGACCAGUGGAUCCGGAUCUCCAUGGAGAAGGGGGACAUGAUCACCCUGCCCGCCGGCAUCUACCACCGCUUCACGCUGGAUGAGAAGAACUACGUGAAGGCCAUGCGGCUGUUCGUGGGAGACCCCGUGUGGACGCCGUACAACCGGCCGUCGGACCACCUCGAGGCCCGGACACAGUACCUGGAGUUCCUGGCGCGGACGGCCUAGCGGCCCCUCAUGACGCAACACGGAGUCUGUCCCUUUCUCCUGCUUCAGAAUGCGUUUUAAUGGAUGGAGCUAUGGAGCUGGUUGCAUGUGCAACCAGCUGGAAAUCUGGGCACGUGAUUCACUUCUCUGAUUUGGGGUCAGGGGUCAGGGGUCAGUGGCCCCCCACCAGCUCCAGCCUUCAGCUCUGACCAGUGAGUUUCAUCUCCCCAAAUACAGCCACUUACUGCCUGAUUCUCGGGCUUUAGGCAGGUGCCAGGCGAGGCCACACCUGCCCUGUGCAGACGUGUGACAGUGGGUGACAGGAUGGGUGGGAGGUCACCCACUUUUCUCCCAAAACACAGGGGUGCUGGGGGGGCAGCUGGCAUGUUGGGGGGCAUGCACUCGCUUAAGCCACUUUCUUGUUCAAAAUAAAGUAGCUGCCUUAACACUGUG
Messenger RNA from Dama dama (fallow deer), 1012 nucleotides. RefSeq names its product acireductone dioxygenase 1 (gene ADI1). Lineage: Eukaryota; Metazoa; Chordata; Mammalia; Artiodactyla; Cervidae. The record is from RefSeq and is a predicted model, not a curated record. Gene Ontology annotation, molecular function: acireductone dioxygenase [iron(II)-requiring] activity. The transcript is spliced from 4 exons. Bases 41 to 580 code for a protein of 179 amino acids.